UGUCUUUCGUCUCAGGAUUUGCUAGCUUCCUUUUUUCGCCUAUUAUUAUACAUGUCCUCGGAUUAGCCUCGAUUCUUCCGAGGCCUCGCGCGAUACAUUCCCACAAUGUACACAGUCACAGUUUAAUCAAAUGAUAAUCUAACUAACCGAUUAGUUUCGCCGUUUUGGUUAUCGCGAUCGAAGUGGUGCUCGUCGUGCUCGAAGAGAUAGUGGCCGGCGAUAACAAUUCGUACCGUCGCAACAAGCAAAGAUUAGGGAAUCUCCGAUAUGUUCUCCGUGACGUAGGACGGAGUCUGUUCGCCGUCGCCGAGCGGAAGCUGGGGAGGAGUUUCGUAAUAAAUAAAGUGCAUCUGUUUAGCAUAAGUAUUUCGUUGCGCCGCGUCGCGCAAAUUGGCCGUUUUAAUUGUGCGCGCGUGGCGCAGCAUCCUGAAGGCUGGAUCCGAAACGCGCACGCAGCACGAAGAAACUGUUACCACCCAUCUUCUCCCGGGGAACAUCGGAGGUCUCGGUCGACAGUGAUAUGCCGCCGCAGGAGAAGUUUCCAGUGUCCGCCGGGGUUUCCGGGAACUUGUCCCCGCAGGAUGCGAGCCCCGACGGGGGCCUGUCAGCCUCGGCCUCAUCCGACGGGCUUUCGUCCGUCAAGGGCCGCAAGAGCGGCGAUGAUCAGGAUGACCAGGAGCAGCCUAAGGACAUAGACUUCGACGACUUGCUGCCGCACGUAGGCGAGUUCGGCACCUAUCAGAGAAUCCUGUUCGUGCUAAUGAUACCGUUCGCCUUCUUCGUCGCCUGGGUGUACUUCUCGCAGAUAUUCAUCACCCUCGUGCCGGAGAAGCACUGGUGUCGCGUGCCGGAAUUGGAGAACCUCCCGGUCGAAGAAAGAAUCGCCCUGGCGAUACCGGUCGGCGAGGAUGGCUAUUCCAAAUGCACCAUGUACGAUGUGAAUUACACGGAACUCCUAUUGAACGGGAUCAGAGAGGCGGAUUCGAACUGGCCGACGAAGGGUUGCUCGCACGGUUGGGAGUUCAAUUUUACCGACAUCCCCUACGAGACCGUGGCGACCGAGUUGGGAUGGGUGUGUGAACACAGCGCGCUGCCGACGACCGCUCAGAGCGUCUUCUUUGUCGGCGCGAUCUUCGGCGGCCUGAUCUUCGGAUGGAUCGCCGACAGAUACGGCAGAAUACCGGCGCUGGUCGGCGCAAAUGUCACCGGCUUUCUAGCGGGUGUCGCGACCGUUUUGGCCGGAAGUUUCUGGGAGUUCGCGCUGUGCCGGUUCUUUGUCGGCUUCGCCUUCGACAAUUGUUUCACCAUGAUGUACAUACUGGUACUGGAAUACGUGGGACCGAAAUGGCGCACUUUCGUGGCGAACAUGUCGAUAGCACUCUUCUUCACGUUCGCCGCCUGCAUCUUACCUUGGAUCGCGUACUUCCUAGCCAACUGGAGGCUGACUUGCAUUACAAUAUCCGUCCCUCUGGCUCUGGCGGUGGCGGCACCCUGGUUGGUACCAGAAAGCGCGAGGUGGCUUGUCAGUCAAGGCCAAGUGGAGAAAGCCAUUGGGAUCUUGGGUAAAUUCGAACGCAUGAACGGCACGAAAGUACCCGAAAACGUCUAUCAACAGUUCCGCGAAACCUGCGCCAGAGUAUGCAAAGAGCAAGAGGCGGACAAGACUUACUCCGUGGUGGAUCUAUUUAAGAGUCCACGUUUGCGAAAUGUUACGAUUCUCCUCAUUAUUAUCUGGAUGGUGAUAUCGCUGGUAUUUGAUGGCCACGUAAGAAACGUGAAUAAUCUCGGGCUCGACGUCUUUGUAACGUUUACCAUAGCGGCGUUUACCGAACUACCCGCCGACACGUUCCUUACCCUCGUUCUCGAUCGAUGGGGUAGACGAUGGUUGGCCUGCGGUACCAUGGUAAUUUCCGGAAUUUUCAGCAUUUGGGCAAGCGCGAUUUCAAACAAUAUUUAUUCGGCUACCCUGGCGAUCGUCGGUAGAUUCUGGGUCAACAUCUCAUAUAACAUCGGUCUUCAGUAUGCGGCCGAAGUGUUGCCGACAGUUGUAAGGGCUCAAGGGGUUGCCUUGAUCCAUAUAAUGGGAUACGUAGCCAGCAUCCUUGCACCCUUUGUCGUUUACCUGGACACUGUCUCGCCCAUUUUGCCACUACUGGUUCUCGGCGUCAUGGGCAUUCUGGGCGGUCUUUUGACACUUCUUUUACCGGAGACACUCGAUAAGGAUCUGCCACAGACCUUGCAGGACGGUGAAGAUUUCGGAAAGAAUCAGAAGCUAUGGGACAUGCCGUGUCUCUCGAAAAAAAAGCCUGACGUGGAGGCGCCGCCAGUGGCCGUCUUCCGGUCCUUCGAACGCAGCAGUUUCCGAAGUUCAAUGAGAGCAUCUAUUCGCGGUGAGACCCUGAGGAGCAGCAUGAUACAAAGAUCGAGCAUAAGAUCACGGAAAAGCGUAAAUGCGGCCACGGAAGAGAGCAAGUGCGGAGAGCUGAAGAGAGCGAAGAGCAAAUGAAUACUUCGAGACACGCUGCCCUGAUUCUUUCUCUCUCUCUCUCUCUCUCUCUUUCUCUCUCUCUCUCUCUCUCUCUCUUUCUGUCUCUACCGUUGUUCUUUCCUUCAGAAUUGUGUGAUACCGCGGAGCUAUCAAAAUCAAAUUAUGCAUACACCUGUAUCUAUAACCGUCAAUGGCAGUUUUAGAUCGACGAAAAGACAAAAUGGAACGUUACUUUCUAACCCGUUACUCUAUUAAAGUUUACUUAAAUAGAGGAGAGGAAGGUUGUUGCAAUUAAUUUUAAAUAUUGACAGUAGAGAAGUAUAGAAAUGUCAAUUAGAACUUAAUCAGAAUUCAACUAAAACGCUCUAAUUGGCCGGUCUAUUCCCACUCAGCAGAUUAUGCCCCUUACGAUUUUCUUUAUUAUAUUAUUCUAAAUUCUAUAUGUGUGACGUUCUUGAAAUCUGACUUGGAUUUCAAGUAAAUAGAUAGGGACUCUUACUCCCAGUCAUGUAGUAUUAACGCGAAGCUACAGAUUUUUUUAUUGCGAUUCAUACUUACAUAUAUAUUUUUACCACGCUUGUAUUUAAUAAGAGGAAGAAAAAUCGGUGUCGUGAAAGCUUAGAAACGCGUGACGUUUUGAAACUCUUAUCUGUUCCUUACGAAAUGCGCGUCCUUCGAGGGAAAAAGAAAGAAGAGAAACUUUCAGAUGCGAGAAUAUUUUCAGACGGUGCGUUCCGAUUAGAUGAGAAACAGAUGAAAGGCAAAUGUGUACUCGAGACAAUGCUGAGAACGGUUCGUGUGCAUUUUACAUAAAUUGAUCGCGUUGCUGCAGCUGCGACACAUCACUGUUGCUCACGUUCACACGUAUAGUAUGUAAUACAACAAUGUACAUAGCGAAUGGGAAUCAAAUUUUUGAGUUAUAUCAAACGACGCGAUGGACUGCGCAUUGAAUGCGAAUUGUAGAUCGCGCGUCCUGAAUGGGAAAUUUUCGGAUAUAGCAGCUUUAUUGUGAUAAUGAACACGCGUAUCGACGCCGACGUCUUCCCGCCGUUCAGAAACGCUCCUAGAAAUGCUUUUCGCUGAAAUUCAUCAGAGAUCUCGAGAUUUGUGUACAUAUACAGUAUUUUAUAAUGUAAAUAUAAGAAUAUUAAAUUAAUUUGUAUGUCCCGCUGAUCUGUGUUAAUAAAUGUAAACUGAUAUUCAGUCGGAUAGAUAAUUACCGCCAUUACCGGUCGCCUUUGAUUAAAAGGCGCUGGUAUUGCUCUGUGACGAAGGUGCGAUCAUUAAUGAACGGUAACAACUAUCGACAGUUUCUCGAUCGCAAAUGAGAGAGUUAUAUAUGUUAUAGUUUAAUUGUUCCAUGCUAUUGCAUUGCAAUUGACGAUUAUCGUCGACUCGGCAAAUGUAUACGCUAAUGUAAUAUCGACGAAAUGUUGAAUACAGACAUUGGGGUCAUUCAUAAGC
Temnothorax curvispinosus is the source of this 3952-nucleotide messenger RNA. RefSeq names its product organic cation transporter protein. Gene Ontology annotation, cellular component: membrane. Lineage: Eukaryota; Metazoa; Arthropoda; Insecta; Hymenoptera; Formicidae. The coding region runs from base 521 to 2506 and encodes 661 amino acids. Gene Ontology annotation, molecular function: transmembrane transporter activity. The transcript has 8 exons. Gene Ontology annotation, biological process: transmembrane transport. The record is from RefSeq and is a predicted model, not a curated record.